UUUAAAAAGAAAAAAAAAAUCAUAGUAACGGAUAGGGAAAAAAACUGAAGCUAAAAGGACUAAAUUGUUCGCAGAGCUAUUAAUACAUCUCCAGUGCAAUUAGAUUAAGCAGGUAAUACAUACUCAUUGUUCUUUCAGUAGUAACUUCAUAAAGUUUUUAUUUAUAAACCUGCAUAGCACUAUAGCAGUGUGGUGGUCAAAAACUGUAAAAAGAUGAAGUCAGCAGGAGUUACGGCCUGAAGUAACAGGUAGAAGAGGGAGAGAGAAGGUCGGUCAAUUCGGGCUGGUGGCAGAGUAGGGUGGGGUGCGGGUCACUAACAACCAAGAAGAUGCCACGUCCUUGUUGCCGCGGACGAGCAGUGGUCGUAACAAUUCAUGCAGCUGCGAGCAGUAAUCACUCAUCACUCACCUUCACCGAAAAGGAAGGAAGGGGCACCUCCUCUCCUCUCUCCAUCUCCAGAGGGAUUAGCAGCAGUGUUAAACAAUGGCAACGGCAAUAAAAUAGAACACAAGACAGGGGCAGCCCAGGCCCUCACCUACACACACUUCCCUCCCUCCUCUUGGCUUUGCUUGUCCUCCUCCAUUUCCACCCACCACCGAAUACCCCAAGGCUCUCCCCUCUUCUCCCUCCCUGUCCCAAGAACACCACACCGCCACGGAGGAGGAGAUUUAGCCGGCAGGAGGAGCAACGGCAUUUGUAGGCUCACGAGCUCAGCUCAGCUCAAUUGCGGUUGCGGUUGGAUCGGCGGAGAGGAGGAGUCGCCGCCGGUGCUGGUGGUGGUGGGAGUGGUUGCAGAAGUGACGGUCAAGUUUUCCCCGUCCGUUGCUUCGCCAGGCCACUACCAACAUCUCCACCUGAAUCCAUCUCCAUCUACCCGAGCACUCCCUCCUGCUCCCAUCCCCGACUCUAUCCUUCAUCCUACCUCCCCUGCACCGCACCCAGUCAGUCAGGCAGAGAGAGAUACGAGGGGAAAUUGCAGUGCAACCCAAGGAAAGGAGCCAUGAUGGUGUGGCAGGCGGAGGAGGAACAUUGAUCGAUUUCAUCCAGCCAUCCAUCCAUCCAUCGGUGGUGGCGUUAGUGCCUGCUGUUACUCUUACUCGCCACUCACCACCCCCUUCCUCCUUUAAUCCUUGCCCCUCUCUCUCUCCCCCCGGUCUUAUUGCCCUCCCCCUGUUCUUGCAUUGAGGCGAGCAAGGAGCAGCGAGUGCUUUGUGCCCAGCAGCUGUCGUUGUUGUAUGGUCGUCGGCGGGCACCAUGACCAUGGAGCACGGCGAGGAUUGCUGCGUCAAGGUGGCGGUCCACGUGCGCCCGCUCAUCGGCGACGAGAAGCUGCAGGGGUGUAAGGACUGCGUCGCCGUCGUGCCGGGCAAGCCGCAGGUCCAGAUCGGCAGCCACUCCUUCACCUUCGACCAUGUGUACGGCAGCACUGGCACGCCGUCGGCGGCCAUGUUCGACCAGUGCGUCGCGCCGCUGGUGGACGGCCUCUUCCAGGGCUACAACGCCACCGUGCUCGCGUACGGCCAGACUGGGUCAGGGAAGACCUACACCAUGGGGACUGCCUGCAAGGAGGGAUCACAUAUUGGGAUCAUCCCACGAGCCAUGGCUGCGCUGUUCGACAAGAUUGAGAGCCUGAAAAACCAAGUGGAGUUCCAAAUACGCAUCUCAUUCAUCGAGAUUUUGAAAGAAGAAGUGAGGGAUUUGCUUGACCCUAGUGCUGCUACUGUGGGCAAAAUUGAGAAUGGCAAUGGGCAUGCAAAAUUAUCUGUGCCAGGGAAACCGCCUGUCCAGAUUCGAGAGGCGUCAAAUGGAGUCAUAACGCUAGCUGGAUCGACCGAAGUGCAUGUUAGUACUCAGAAGGAAAUGACUGCAUGCCUGGAGCAAGGUUCCCUGAGUCGUGCAACUGGAAGUACUAACAUGAACAACCAGUCAAGUCGUUCCCAUGCCAUCUUCACAAUCACAUUGGAGCAGAUGCGCAAAUCAGAACCCAUCAUGACUGCAGAUGGAAUGCCCAUUGAGGAAAUUAAUGAAGACUAUCUUUGUGCCAAACUUCAUUUAGUAGAUCUUGCUGGAUCAGAACGCGCUAAGAGAACUGGUUCAGAUGGCCUUCGUUUCAAGGAAGGUGUUCACAUCAACAGAGGACUUCUUGCUCUCGGCAACGUCAUAAGUGCUCUUGGAGAUGAGAAAAAGAGGAAAGAAGGUGCUCAUGUUCCUUAUAGGGACAGCAAACUCACUCGUCUUUUGCAGGACUCCCUAGGUGGAAAUAGCAAGACUGUAAUGAUAGCCUGCAUAAGUCCAGCAGACAUCAAUGCUGAAGAGACAUUAAACACUUUGAAAUAUGCUAACCGGGCACGUAAUAUUCAGAACAAACCAAUUGUCAACAGAAAUCCUAUUGCGGAUGAGAUGAAAAGGAUGCGCCAACAGAUUGAGUAUUUGCAAGCAGAGCUUGUUUCAGCUCGUGGAGGAGUCGGAUCAGAUGAUGUUCAGGGUCUCAGAGAAAGGAUAUCAUGGCUUGAACAAACAAAUGAAGACCUUUGCAGGGAACUGUAUGAUAUUCGCAACCGUUUUCAAACUGAUCCUUGUGAACCUGAAAUGCAAAAAACUUUAAAUGGCUUUACAAAAAGUGAAGGCCUCAAAAGAAGCUUGCAAAGUACAGAUCCGUUUGAUGUCCCUAUGACUGACUCAGUAAGAGGCAACCCUAAAGAUAUUGAAGAUGAGGUAGCAAAAGAAUGGGAGCACACAAUGCUGCAGGAUAGCAUGGGCAAAGAGCUGAAUGAAUUAAACAGACAGCUAGAGCAAAAGGAGUCUGAGAUGAAAAUGUAUGGAUGUGAUACUGUUGCACUUAAGCAACACUUUGGGAAGAAACUAAUGGAGCUUGAAGAAGAGAAAAGAGCUGUACAGCAAGAGAGGGACAGAUUGUUGGCUGAAGUUGAAAGCCUAAAUGCUGAUGGCCAGACACAUAAACUGCGAGAUGCCCAACUGCAGAAAUUGAAAUCCCUUGAAGCACAGAUCCUAGAUCUUAAGAAAAAGCAGGAGAACCAAGUUCAGCUUUUGAAGGAAAAGCAAAAGAGUGAUGAAGCUGCUAAGAAACUGCAAGAAGAAAUUCAUUUUAUUAAGGCACAAAAGGUUCAACUACAACACAAAAUCAAACAGGAAGCAGAACAGUUCAGGCAAUGGAAGGCUACCCGUGAAAAGGAACUUCUUCAGUUGCGCAAGGAGGGACGGAGAAAUGAGUACGAACGCCACAAGCUUCAAGCGCUUAAUCAGCGGCAGAAAUUGGUUCUGCAAAGGAAGACUGAAGAGGCUGCCAUGGCUACCAAAAGGCUGAAAGAGAUACUAGAAGCUAGGAAAUCUUCUGCCCGUGAUAAUCCAGCUGGCACCAAUGGGACCUCUCCAGGCUCUAAUAUGGGUGAGAGAUUGUUGCAAAAGUGGUUGGAUCAAGAGCUUGAAGUUAUGGUGCAUGUGCAUGAAGUCCGAAAUGAAUAUGAAAAACAAAGCCAACUGCGUGCUGCACUUGGUGAGGAGCUUGCCAUUUUGAAACAAGAAGACAUACGAGCUGGUGCAUCUAGUCCCCAAAGGGGGAAGAAUGGAAAUUCUAGGCCAAAUACCUUGUCACCAAAUGCAAGACAAGCUAGGAUAGCAUCACUUGAGAGCAUGGUGACAAUUUCUUCAAAUACUCUUGUCGCAAUGGCUUCUCAACUCUCAGAAGCUGAAGAACGAGAGCGUGCCUUCUCCGGGCGCAGUCGAUGGAAUCAAUUGCGGUCAAUGGGGGAUGCAAAGGGCUUACUGCAGUACAUCUUUAAUGUUGCUGCUGAUGCAAGAUGUCAAGUAAGGGAGAAGGAAGUGGAGAUUAAGGAAAUGAAAGAGCAAAUGACAGAGCUUGUGGGUAUUCUUCGACACAGCGAAUCGCGGAGAAGGGAAAUGGAGAAGCAGCUCAAGCAAAGAGAGCAGACUGCUCCAAUGGCCACUACACCUCCGAGAAGUGGAAAUUGCACCUUGAAGCACUCUGCUGAUGACCCCAGCACACCACUGUCCCCUGUUGCUGUUCCUGCACAGAAGCAGCUCAAGUAUUCGGCUGGAAUUGUAAAUAGCCCCAGCAAAGGGAUUACCGCAUUAAACAAAGAGCAACUUAAGAUGGUUCCUAUAGCACAGUUGUCUGUGGGGAAGAAAAUUUCAAUAGCAGGGCAAUCAGGAAAGCUAUGGAGAUGGAAAAGGAGCCAUCACCAGUGGCUGCUGCAGUUCAAAUGGAAGUGGCAGAAGCCCUGGAAACUGUCUGAGAUGAUCCGGCACAGCGAUGAAACCAUCACGAGGACUAGGCCCAGACCUCAGCUUCUUCCUCCUAAACCGCAUAGAGUGAUGUGAAACGGACUUUUCUUUUUGUCUCAACAUGAACUGACACGGUUUGCAAACCUACACAGCUAACUACCUGCACAAGGUAACACUGCAGCUAAGACUCCAUGAGAUCUCCUUCGUGCUUAUUUUACUUGGCCACGGGAUCGACAAGUAUGUGUUGAUAGGGUGACUCUUGUCUUUGGAUGUAAAUUCCCUGUGUGUAUAAUGGGAGAUAAAUUAGUGAAAAAAUUUAGUGAGUGGGUGAGUGUGAGGAGAGUGAAUGAACAUUCUUUUUAUGCAAAUGCUGAGCACAAUGCUUACUGUUUCAGCCUUCACUGAUGGUGAGAUGUCAAUAGUUGGUGUCCAUCUUCAUAAUGAAAUCUGUCGAAGGAAGGCGCCUUGUAAAGUCUUUGGGUGCUGUUGUGCAAUAGAUUUGUGUGAAGUGUGGCUGAAAGUUACAUGUUUUUGGUGCUUGAGUGGUGGUCCAUUUUUUCCCUCUUCUUUUGUUUGUUGAUACUAAAGAUGAGAGAAAUCAAGUGAAUUUGGUUUGGUAUGCUAGGAGUAUUGUGAUGUAAUACAGAAACUUGUUCCACUAUAUCAAUCCACCCUUUCUGUUGUGUA
This is a messenger RNA of Panicum virgatum (switchgrass), 4951 nucleotides long. Its product is annotated as kinesin-like protein KIN-4A. The coding region runs from base 1256 to 4360 and encodes 1034 amino acids. The record is from RefSeq and is a predicted model, not a curated record. Gene Ontology annotation, molecular function: ATP binding; microtubule motor activity; microtubule binding. Gene Ontology annotation, biological process: mitotic spindle organization; microtubule-based movement. NCBI's taxonomy places the organism in Eukaryota, Viridiplantae, Streptophyta, Magnoliopsida, Poales, Poaceae. The transcript has 25 exons.